AGAGAGUGGGCCGAUCGAUAGCGCAGCGCUCGGUUCGGCGCCCUUUGCGCGUGCGCAAUGAAGGUGCGCUCGGAGUGAUCGAUCGGGCAGGAUUCGCGCCUCCAUUUUUCUAGGAGUGAGCAGAACACCGUGAGAACCGGACUAGCGGGUACGGGGGGGGCCUGGAUACGUGGAGAGAGGCAGCUGGCAGGGAAAUUGUCUUCCUCUUCUUCAAGAUGUACAGAACCAAAGUAGGCUUGAAGGACCGCCAGCAGCUCUACAAGCUGAUCAUUAGCCAGCUGCUCUAUGACGGCUACAUCAGCAUUGCCAACGGCCUCAUCAACGAAAUCAAGCCUCAGUCUGUGUGUGCGCCCUCAGAGCAGCUCCUGCAUCUCAUCAAACUAGGAAUGGAAAAUGAUGAUACCGCAGUUCAGUAUGCAAUUGGUCGUUCAGAUACAGUUGCCCCGGGCACAGGGAUUGACCUGGAAUUCGAUGCAGAUGUCCAGACUAUGUCCCCAGAGGCUUCAGAAUACGAAACCUGCUACGUCACAUCCCAUAAAGGGCCAUGCCGUGUAGCUACCUAUAGUAGAGAUGGGCAGUUAAUAGCCACUGGCUCUGCCGACGCAUCCAUUAAGAUACUCGACACAGAGAGAAUGUUGGCCAAAAGUGCCAUGCCAAUAGAGGUCAUGAUGAACGAGACUGCGCAACAGAAUAUGGAAAACCACCCAGUGAUUCGGACUCUCUAUGACCACGUGGAUGAAGUCACAUGUCUCGCCUUCCACCCCACAGAACAGAUCUUGGCUUCUGGUUCAAGGGAUUACACGCUUAAAUUAUUUGAUUAUUCCAAACCAUCUGCAAAAAGAGCCUUCAAAUACAUUCAGGAAGCUGAAAUGUUACGCUCCAUCUCUUUUCACCCUUCUGGAGACUUUAUACUUGUUGGGACUCAGCAUCCUACUCUUCGGCUUUAUGAUAUCAACACAUUUCAGUGUUUUGUCUCUUGCAAUCCGCAAGACCAGCACACCGACGCCAUCUGUUCCGUCAAUUACAAUCCCAGUGCCAAUAUGUAUGUGACUGGUAGCAAGGACGGCUGCAUCAAGUUAUGGGAUGGUGUUUCGAAUCGAUGCAUCACAACUUUUGAGAAAGCGCACGAUGGUGCUGAAGUUUGUUCUGCCAUUUUUUCUAAAAAUUCUAAAUACAUUCUUUCAAGUGGUAAAGACUCUGUAGCUAAACUCUGGGAAAUAUCAACAGGACGAACGCUGGUCAGAUACACGGGUGCUGGCUUGAGCGGGCGGCAGGUGCAUCGGACGCAGGCCGUCUUCAACCACACAGAGGACUAUGUGCUGCUGCCUGACGAAAGGACCAUCAGCCUCUGCUGCUGGGACUCGCGGACCGCCGAGCGCCGGAACCUGCUGUCCCUGGGUCACAACAAUAUCGUGCGCUGCAUCGUGCACUCGCCCACCAACCCCGGCUUCAUGACCUGCAGCGACGACUUCCGGGCGAGGUUUUGGUACCGGCGGUCAACCACGGACUAGAGCCGCCUGCCUUCUUAGGGUUCUUUUCUCCGGGACUCUGCCCCCGUCCCUCUCAGGUCCCGUCGCCAGCCUCAGUAGUGUCAUCGAACCAUCUUUGGCAGGUGGGCUGCCACCUCUGCAUCCUUCUUGGAUUUGUACAAAAGAAACUUUUUUUACCUUGAUGUAGAAUCAUGGUGGAAAAAGCGGGAAUCGCAGAUCUGCGCACUUGUGCAGUCACUGAUUAUUACAGUGUGAUUUUCAUCGGUUUUGUAAAUACAGGACUUGCCAUUUCUCUUUCUAGAUUUCAAGUGGACCUGUCGUGAGGCAUUUUCAUUGGAUUCUUUGUCAUCUUUGGUGCCUGUUCCACUUCCUCUUUGUAUGUUUCCUUUCAUAAUAAAUUUUGGCGGAUAUGUGGGCAUCCCACUCUGAGAAUCCAAGAGUUUUGUGCCAUAGGAGAACCAUUUUAGAGAAUCUAUCAGUUCUAUUCUAAAAUGACAUCGUUCUGAAAAUAAAGCUCAGAUCUGCAACUUCAGUGUUACACAUUUUUCACUUCAGUAAAAUUAAUGGCCAGUUUUCCUGAAAAGUUACAGGAGACAUCUUUCAUCCUCCUUCCCACAUCACCCUCUCAGUACCUCAGUGUUUAUCUUCAGUGGGUGUGUUUCUUCGAAGAUGACCACUUGAUGGGAAAGCUAAUUUUGGAAAUUACUCCAGUCUAAUCAAAAUCAGGUGAUUCCACCACUGCUCUCAGGUGUUGCUUAUCUUCCCAAAUGAUUAAGAUCGAUUGACUUCUUAUGUAAUUUUAAAUCUUAUUUUUCAUCAUGAACCAUAGCUACUCAUCGUGGAUGCACACGGCAACCGUGUUCUCAAAAGAUUUUUUUUUUUUUUUAAUCAACUGAUUCAAGUUUUCUUUUUCUUGGAGCUUUUCAGGAGGUGACAGGAUUUCUCUGGAUUUGGCUCUAGCUAGGUCAGAAAACCCCCAAUUCCCCUCACAGGGAUGACUUUGGUUUGUCCUUAUCCCCAAAUACAAAUACCUCAUGAUCUGGGUAGGAAUACCUAGAAAUAGAACCUGGGAUAAUUUGAUCAAAAUAUUAACUAGAUUAAAGUUAAAGUAAUUGUUUUAUGUUACAGGAAUUGAAAAGUCUUCUGAAGUUUAUUGUGUAAAAAUUCUACUUUAGUCAUGCUUAAGAAUCAUUUUAGCUCUUUGGUCUAUAAAACCUUUUUAAGCGUUCUUAACAUGUUAAAUCACAGGGUUUUGGUUCAGAUUUACAAAGAGCUGUAUUUUUUAGUCCAUAGUGAGUAAAUUUGUUUUUAUUUCGUGUCCUUAUUCCCUAGUAUUUGAAGUUGGCCAUCUGUGGGUGCUUCUUUUGUAAGAUUAAAGGAAACCUGAGUCAGAACAAGGAUAACCAGUAAUACCAAAAAAAAUUACCAAACAAAACGUCCCCUUUUUCUCACUUUUCUUUUGCUUUCAACCUGUCAAACUGUAAAGGAGUGCUUUAACUUUCUGUAUUCUCCUGGCACGUGCACUGGAACCACCACACAGCUCCUCUGGAUCUUUUUAACUCUUCGUGAAUUAAAAUGAUAAUUCCUACUUUUUCCAGUUUUUGGAAUAGUUUCAGCAAUGGAUCUCUCUUCAGGACUUCUAUUUACAAGAUGAAGGUACUUUUGUGUUUCCAAAAUGGAGUUUUUAAAAAUAAUUUUCUUUUUAAAAUUACAGUAAGUUUUUGAACUGGUGUAAAUUCCAGGAAUGUUAAACGGACUUGCUAUCCACACACCAUCAAUUGUACCACACUGCACUCAGCAUUCAAAUGGUGAAUAAUAUGUUAUUUUUUAAAGGUAUGUGAUUUCUAAAAUAAACCUUUUUUUAUAUAACUUAA
Molecule: messenger RNA, 3364 nt
Organism: Hipposideros armiger (great roundleaf bat)
Lineage: Eukaryota; Metazoa; Chordata; Mammalia; Chiroptera; Hipposideridae
Gene: CSTF1
Product: cleavage stimulation factor subunit 1
Exons: 6
Coding region: 216-1511 (431 amino acids)
Biological process (GO): mRNA 3'-end processing
Cellular component (GO): mRNA cleavage stimulating factor complex
Molecular function (GO): protein binding; RNA binding
Source: RefSeq, a predicted model, not a curated record